This is a messenger RNA of Galeopterus variegatus (Sunda flying lemur), 5043 nucleotides long. RefSeq names its product homer homolog 1 (Drosophila) (gene HOMER1). The coding region runs from base 1069 to 2133 and encodes 354 amino acids. Gene Ontology annotation, cellular component: plasma membrane; cytoplasm; postsynaptic density. NCBI's taxonomy places the organism in Eukaryota, Metazoa, Chordata, Mammalia, Dermoptera, Cynocephalidae. The record is from RefSeq and is a predicted model, not a curated record. Gene Ontology annotation, biological process: G protein-coupled glutamate receptor signaling pathway; regulation of store-operated calcium entry. Gene Ontology annotation, molecular function: G protein-coupled glutamate receptor binding. The transcript is spliced from 9 exons.
CCCUGACGUGGGGUUAGCCUCCCGCCUCAGCUCGGGAGGGCGCCCGUCGACCCUUAGCCCCCUCCACUCGCUGCUCGGCCCGCCCCGGAGCUCGGGACAAGGUGCCGGGGGAAGCGUGGGGCUUGGCUCUCUGAUUCAUUCAUUCUCCGCCGACGGGAGCCUCAGACCCGCUGUGCUCCGAAGAGAGGAGGGAAGAGGGGGCAACUGCGAAUGAAGGGCCGGGCGAGAGCCGGGCUCCAUUGUGCUCGGCGGCGGGGGGCAGGAAAGGGUUGAGGGAGGUGGGUUCGGGCCCCCUCCCCUUGCUCCCCGGCGUGCGCUGCGCCCCCAGGCUGCUGCCAGCCUGGAAAUGGCUCCGUUUAUUCUCCUCGAGAGAAUCAAUCGAUCUUGCCCAGCCUUCUCUUCCUCCUCCACACCUCCUCUCUGCUUCGAGUCUUAGGAGGGGAAAAAUUAAAAAGACAGAUUCCAAUGUGGAGUGCGGUGCACGUCGCGAGCUGCCGGGUUUGCACUUCGAGGAGAUUUUUCUAUAUAGUUUUUUCUAAUGUGAACGUAGGGAAGCAGUGGCGUUAUUACUGUUUUCAGGAUUUUUAUUAAAGUGCACGUCGCGUUGGGUUGCACGCUCCACCCCUGGGGACUUGGUGUGGUGGAGAAAUUUGAACCUGCAGCCUUAGCACCGAAAAGGCCGAGUUACCUGGGUCUCCCUGAGUAUCGAGGAGGACCUGAGCGAAAUGACCAGCGAACUCAUUUUUUUAUAGGACUCCGUGAAACUGGAUUUUGCGUUUUCUUACAUGUAGACUCAUUUUGUGGAAUAGAGUUGACCGCUGUCUCCUCCACGCAGCAUUUUAGCUCUAAUAAGCAAAUGCCACCUCUGUUUGAACGUUUUGGUGUUUACCAGAGAGAAAUCAUUUUACCUAAGAGAACUAAUUGAAUUGUCAGCAUCAUUGAAAUACCUCCGGAAAAGGAUCUCGGGGGGUUGAAAAGCAACUGCGAAAUAGCAAACGGAGAAAUUUCUUUGGAAGUUAUUCCGUAGCAUACGAGCAGAAACUUCAGAGCAAGUUUCCACUGGGCAAAAUGGGAGAACAACCUAUCUUCAGCACUCGAGCUCAUGUCUUCCAGAUUGACCCAAACACAAAGAAGAACUGGGUACCCACCAGCAAGCAUGCAGUUACUGUGUCUUAUUUCUAUGACAGCACAAGAAAUGUGUAUAGGAUAAUCAGUUUAGAUGGCUCAAAGGCAAUAAUAAAUAGCACCAUCACCCCAAACAUGACAUUUACUAAAACAUCUCAGAAGUUUGGCCAGUGGGCGGAUAGCCGGGCAAACACUGUUUAUGGACUGGGAUUCUCCUCUGAGCAUCAUCUUUCGAAAUUUGCAGAAAAGUUUCAGGAAUUUAAGGAAGCUGCUCGACUAGCAAAAGAGAAAUCACAAGAGAAGAUGGAACUUACCAGUACACCUUCACAGGAAUCAGCAGGCGGGGAUCUUCAGUCUCCUUUAACACCAGAAAGUAUCAAUGGGACAGACGAUGAAAGAACACCUGAUGUGACACAGAACUCAGAGCCAAGGGCUGAACCAACUCAGAAUGCAUUGCCAUUUUCACAUAGUUCAGCAAUCAGCAAACACUGGGAGGCUGAACUGGCUACCCUUAAAGGAAAUAAUGCCAAACUCACUGCAGCCCUGUUGGAAUCCACUGCCAAUGUGAAACAAUGGAAACAGCAACUUGCUGCAUAUCAAGAGGAAGCAGAACGUCUGCACAAGCGGGUGACUGAGCUUGAAUGCGUUAGUAGCCAAGCAAAUGCAGUGCAUACCCAUAAGACAGAAUUAAAUCAGACAAUACAAGAACUGGAAGAGACACUGAAAGAGAAGGAAGAGGAAAUAGAAAGAUUAAAACAAGAAAUUGAUAAUGCCAGAGAACUACAAGAACAGAGAGACUCUUUGACUCAGAAACUGCAGGAAGUAGAAAUUCGGAACAAAGACCUGGAGGGACAACUGUCUGACUUAGAGCAACGUCUGGAGAAAAGUCAGAAUGAACAAGAAGCUUUUCGCAAUAACCUGAAGACACUCUUAGAAAUUUUGGAUGGAAAAAUAUUUGAACUAACAGAAUUACGAGAUAACUUGGCCAAACUACUAGAAUGCAGCUAAGGAAAGUGAAAUUUCAGUGCCAAUUGAUUAAAAGAUAUACUGUCUUUCUUCAUAGUACUGUUUGGGCUCUGCAUCAAGAUUGCACAAAAAAAAUUGAAUAUCACUCCUCCACGAGGAGGAUCUUUUGAAAAUUGGAAUUGUAUAUUUCAGUAUAAAUUUUAGAAUUCAGCUUGUAACUAGUUGGGGAAAAAAGAGAUGAAAAACUUGAACUACAAAUUACCUCCAUGUAUAUUAUUGGCCAUAGUUAACUAGAAAGUUAUAAAUAGACACUUGAUGCAAUCUUUUUUUUUUUUUUUCUGAUAUUAGCCAAUGGGAGAAUUAACAGUGUCUGGGUCAAAUCCCCUUUUUGUGUUCAACACAGUGAAGAUUAUCUGCUUUAAAAUUAAUUUAUUUAUGAUAUCUAGAGCUGUGUUUUGUGCAAAAACUUAGUGAUGAAAGCCCUGUCUUUUGUUUUAAUCUGAAUAAUUUCUCAGGAUAUUUUUGCACUGCUAAGAAGCAGUGUCAUUACCAAUUAAUUCUUGCCAGGCGUGAGAGAGAGCUGCAUCUUUAAUUGAAACAUACUAUAACCGGGUGUAUAGAGUUCUUCCCUUUUUUGUACUGGGAUAUAUUUCACUCUGGUGACUACUCUGGUACACUCUGGUGUUCUCUAAUCUUGUCCGUUGUAUAGUUUACUUUUCCAUAUUGAUUCCAUGUAUUUAUGAGAAGAUAUUGUCUCCCAUUUUAUUACACAUUUUAAAGCCAACUAAUGAAGGCAGCUGAGUCCCUCAGAAAUUUUUCUUUUUAAAUUUCUAAUAAAUUUGACACAGAGUACUGAAAUAUCACAGCCCGUCAUUGACGGUCUGGUCUAGCAAUGUUAAGUAUAUUUACAGAAUAUGCAGUUACAUUUAUUUAUAUAUUUUGCAAGAAAUCUUUUCUGAAUGAUCAAUGCAUUUCAAUUUAUGAAUAAUAAUGGUUAUUGGGAAACUGUUUAUUAUAGAUAAUUUUAAGGUGUAUAGCUAUUUUAAAGGGGAUCCAUUUACAUCAAAUAGCCGAUCAGAGGACUGUAUCUAAAUUAUGAUCAUGGCAGAUGGAGAUGGGGUCAUGUACUCUGUCUGGGUCUUCACAUCAACCACAUCUUUAUUCAAACCUCACAAGGCAAUAUUCUGAACUGUUAACUAGGCAUUUCAAAACAGAAAUUAAAUUCAGUAGGCUCUUCUCAGUGAACAGGUUUUAAUGUUGUUUUGAUGUAAUUUUAAAGACUUUUAGCAAACAUGCAUUUCUUUAUAUGAUAUAUUUCUUUUACAAAGCUAAUUUAAAAGUAAGCCAAGUGCUGUCUAGUCUGUUUAUGGAAUAGGAAUUGCAUCAGAGUACAUAUAAUUCUUGCUGUACAAUGCUUGUGAUGUUGAGGAGGGUUCUUUUUUAAAGUGUAUGCUUGAGUAUCUGACUCUCUGGAGUCUAUAAAUGCACUGACUUUUGUUUGUACCCCAAAAUGAUUGAAUUGUUAAGUAUAAAAUUAAGCUAAUUAAUCAAUUUGUAACCAUUUUUUCACUCAUAAACAGUUACUCAACACUAGACAAUUUUGUUUUAUAUAUAUGUAUGUAAAUACAUACAUAUUAAUUUAUAUUAGAGUGAAAAAUAAAUGGUUUGUUUCUAAAUUUAGUUUCUAAAGUUAGUUUUCAGGUGUCUUCAAAUCAGACACUUAAUCAUCAUGUAUUAUAUGUGCUAUAACAUCAUGUAAGUUACCUCCAUUUAUUUUAGGAUAUUUUCCUAUUUGUUAUAGGGGGAAUAAUUUAGGUACACAUGCUCAGAGCUGAGAUAUUUCUCUGAUAAAUCAGGUAAUAAAAUUUAAUUGAUUGAUGGAAUUUUGAAGUAGAUGUGAUUUUUAUCCAUCAGUUUCUGAGUAACAGAGCACCAGGUUUAAAUUUAAAUAGGGGAUUUAACACUAGGGAUCAGGAGAUUUAGUUAUGAAGAGUUAAAAAAAGUUUUUAAAAAAACUAUAAGCUGUUGAAAUGGUAAGUGAAUUAUUUUAAUGAUAUAAAAUAUUUUUAAAUUUUGACAUAGUGGUCAUUUAAUGGGAAAAUAACUCACAAAAAUGUCUCCACUUGAAUUGUAUUGAUAAUGUGAGACAUAUGUGUUAUACAAUAUAUACAUAUAAUCAUAUGUAUAUACAGAAAAUUAUUUUUAAUAUUUUCGUACUGAUAUGAAAUUUAAAAUUGGAAAUUUUGUGAGUGUUUUCCUUGUCCAAUAGAACCUGUUUCUUUUUUAGUGAUUUAACAAUUUCUUGAGGGCUGCACCUUUAAAUUCCCAGAUUGUCAAUAGACAUGUACAGUAUAUGGGAUAAGGUGGACACAAGUGCACAUAUAAAUAAAAUCUUCUUAUUAAGACUAUUUUAAGCAUUCAUUUACAGUAGGAGAGUAUCUAGCAAUCAUCAUUGGCAAGUCAUAAUUAGGUUGUGUGCCUACUGUAGUUUUUUUCCAUUUCUGUAUUAUAUGAACAUUUGCAUAUUAAAAUUUGGUUUUUCCCAGAGAUAAGUAUUAUAUAAUGUAUCUAUAUCUAAAUCAAACUGUGGUAAUAUAUUUAUCAGAAAAUAAUGUUGGGGACUAUAGCCUGAACAUGGGGACUUCAAGUGACACAGAGGAGGAGAGCAGAGAUUGAUCCCAUUGUGUAUAAGUUAUUAUAUGAUAACUAUGAAUUCUUGUACAAAACCAAAACCUGAAAAAAAACAAAAACAAAAAUACAGUUUUUAUUUUCAAAUACAUUUGUUGUUCUCUGGAGAAUGUACUUUAUCUUUUUUUCCUUCAGUCUUUUACAGAUAUUUGAAAGCAUUUAAGUGAUGACAGCAUUUACUUAAAUCUUACAGGUGCUACUGGAUUUUGCAUUAGUGUGUUAUGUUGUGAAAUCCUAACUUUGACAUAAAAGGUUUUAUAAGUA